Lentinula edodes (shiitake mushroom) is the source of this 399-nucleotide messenger RNA. RefSeq lists its product as uncharacterized. The coding region runs from base 1 to 399 and encodes 132 amino acids. The record is from RefSeq and is a predicted model, not a curated record. Lineage: Eukaryota; Fungi; Basidiomycota; Agaricomycetes; Agaricales; Omphalotaceae. The transcript has a single exon.
AUGGAGAGCGGGAAGUGGAGAGCGGAGAGCAGAGAGCGGGAAGCGGAGAGCGGAGAGCGGAGAGCGGAGAGCGGGAAGCGGAGAGCGGAGAGCGGAGAGCGGAGAGCGGGAAGCGGAGAGCGGAGAGCGGGAAGCGGAGAGCGGAGAGCGGGAAGCGGAGAGCGGAGAGCGGGAAGCGGAGAGCGGAGAGCGGGAAGCGGAGAGCGGAGAGCGGGAAGCGGGAAGCGGAGAGCGGAGAGCGGGAAGCGGGAAGCGGAGAGCGGAGAGCGGAGAGCGGAGAGCGGAGAGCGGAGAGCGGAGAGCGGAGAGCGGAGAGCGGAGAGCGGAGAGCGGAGAGCGGAGAGCGGAGAGCGGAGAGCGGAGAGCGGGAAGCGGGAAGCGAUGAUCCUUGUUUUGUAA